Messenger RNA from Mytilus californianus (California mussel), 2317 nucleotides. RefSeq names its product alpha-centractin. The coding region runs from base 52 to 1185 and encodes 377 amino acids. The transcript has 11 exons. Lineage: Eukaryota; Metazoa; Mollusca; Bivalvia; Mytilida; Mytilidae. The record is from RefSeq and is a predicted model, not a curated record.
ACUUGUCGCCAACUUCUUCCGAAAUUUAUGAAUGCAGGGCCACUAAUAUAAAUGGACCCUUAUUCUGAUGUUAUUGCAAAUCAGCCCGUUGUAAUAGACAACGGGUCUGGUCUUAUCAAAGCUGGAUUUGCUGGGGAUCAAAUACCAAAACAUCAUUUCCCAAAUUUCAUAGGUAGACCUAAACAUGUACGUGUUAUGGCAGGUGCUCUGGAGGGGGAUGUUUUCCUUGGACCUGAUGCAGAGGAACACAGAGGUCUAUUAACAAUAAAAUAUCCUAUGGAACAUGGUAUUGUACAGGACUGGAAUGAUAUGGAAAGAAUCUGGCAGUAUAUAUAUUCCAAAGACCAACUACAAACAUUCUCAGAAGAGCAUCCAGUUCUACUGACAGAAGCCCCAUUAAAUCCAAGAAGAAACAGAGAAAAGGCUGCCGAAAUAUUCUUUGAAACUUUUAAUGUCCCAGCUUUAUUUAUAUCCAUGCAAGCAGUUUUAAGUUUGUAUGCUACAGGAAGAACAACCGGAGCAGUACUAGAUUCUGGGGAUGGUGUAACACAUGCUGUACCUAUAUAUGAAGGAUUUGCUAUGCCACAUAGUAUUAUACGGUCAGAUAUAGCUGGUAGAGAUGUCACUAGAUAUCUCAGAUUGUUACUGAGAAAAGAAGGACAUAAUUUUCACACAUCUGCAGAACUAGAAAUUGUUAGAACUAUUAAACAGAGAGCCUGUUAUUUAUCUUUAAAUCCAUUGAAAGAAGAAUCGAUGGAAGGAGAAAAAUCCCAGUAUACAUUACCUGACGGUAGUUCUAUAGAGUUGGGGCCAUCUAGAUUUAGAGCACCAGAAUUACUAUUUAGACCCGAUUUAAUUGGAGAAGAAUUUGAAGGAAUCCAUGAAGUUCUAACAUACGCAAUACAGAGAUCUGACAUGGACUUACGGCGAAUAUUAUACUCGAAUAUAGUAUUAUCUGGAGGGUCAACUUUAUUUAAAGGAUUUGGAGAUCGUUUGCUGAGUGAAGUAAAGAAAAUAACACCAAAAGAUAUAAAGAUUAGGAUUUCUGCACCACAAGAAAGACUAUACUCAACAUGGAUAGGGGGAUCCAUUUUAGCUUCACUGGACACAUUUAAGAAGAUGUGGGUAUCAAAAAGAGAAUAUAAUGAAGAUGGAUUUAAGGCCAUACACAGAAAAACUUUUUAGCUGACUUAGUGAUUUAGAAAUUUUAAUUUAUCAGUCAUGUAAAUAUUUUACCUUGGUCUCAUUUUGGGGCAGGAGAGGAAUUCUUGUUCAUCACUGUUACUUUUUUAGAAAAUUUCAAAGCUUCUAUCUAAGGGUACACUAGUAAGCCUUUUUAAUUAAAGAUUAUGCAAUGCUAUGCAAAAAUUAAAAAUAACCUAAAACAAGAGCUUCAAUAAAUGAGGGAGUUUAUAGAUUAAUUUACUAUGAGCAUUUUCUUUUAAUUAACCAAAAUGAAAAAACCAUGUCAGUACAUUGUAUUUGAAAAAAAUUCCAUAAUUUAAAGCGACAAAGGAAUCAUAACUUUAAUUGAUCAUAUGAUCAUUAAAGAGACCAAACUCAAUACAAAAUUUAAUAACAAGCUUAUCUUUGGAUUUGUCUUUUUUUUUAAUGGGCAAAACUUUGCUGAAUGAGGAAUGUGUAGUUGUGCAUAUGAAAUGUAAAGUAUAGACAUGUCUAAUAUUUAUUAUACUCUCUACUGUAAGUUUAAAUAUGAUAAAUAUAUGAAAACAAAAAUAAUGAGACAGCAACCCAACAACAAAAAUUGCUUUGCUUUUUAGGCAUGCUUAAAAAAAGUUACAUAAUCAAAAUAUGCCACAAAACAACUAUAGUAUAUUGCAUAAAACAAUUGUUUUAAAUAUUUUUCUAUUAAUUAAACAUGUCGUGUAUGUCUUGUUUCACAUAUAUGUCCCAUUUACACUACAUAUUUUAUAUAGUGAAUGUUUCAAAACAGCUAAUAUCAUAAUCUUUGAGAAAUUUCGAUUGCAUAUAUUUAUUGGGAAAAAAUCAAAAAAGGCAUUGUUAGCUUUACCUGAAAUUUAGAAAAUUUCAUAAAAAUUGUGAAAAUUUGCUAACUUUUCUCUUAUUGCCCAGUAAGGAAUUCAAAAUGGCUGCUGUGAGAGCAAUUCUUAAUGAGACCAAUGGUUUAUUUAUGUUUGUCAUGGAUGAACGCUACAUUUAUCAUGUUAUAUAUGUGCUAUUUAUGGCAAGGUGUUUUAUCAUAGUUUUUUUGUAACUUAGCUACCUGAUGAAAUUAGAUUACAACUUUUUUAAUACUUUAUAGCUUAUAUUCUGUUGAUUCAUAUACAUAUACUGC